Molecule: messenger RNA, 438 nt
Organism: Sungouiella intermedia
Lineage: Eukaryota; Fungi; Ascomycota; Pichiomycetes; Serinales; Metschnikowiaceae
Source: the annotation of a GenBank genome assembly
AUGAAGUUCUCUCAUAUCGCUGCUAUCGCUCAACUUGUUGCUCUCGGUAUGGCAGCUGAACAGAGCGAGGUCAAUUUCCUCACAGCAUUGGUUUCCGAUUUCAACGAACACAAGACUGAAUACGUCAGCUUCAUUAAGACUGCCACAGGCUACCCAGCCGACUUGACGCAUUUGGCCAUCGAAAUUCGCACAUACACUGAUGACUCGUAUACCACCUUAUUGGAUGGAGACAACAUCAAUGUCGAGUCUUUGAUGUCUUACGCCACAAAUCUUCCAUGGUAUAGCCGUGUUGCUGCUGCUGCCGGCAUCUCCGCCGCAUCCGGCUCUGCCUCAACGACUAGUAGUGGUUCGACCUCCACCUCGCUGGGUUCUGGUGCCAACAAGUACAUUGCGCCAGCCGGUGCAUUGCUCGGAGGUGCUGCCCUUCUCUUGUUGUAA